AUGAAGGCGGAGAAGGCAGCGGUGGCCGCGGCCGCCGUCGGGGGCGACGAGUGGCGGUGCCGGAAGCACCCCGCGGCGAGAUCCGGCGGCGGGGUGUGCCCGUACUGCCUCCGCGACCGGCUGCUGCGGCUCUGCCCCAACUGCGCGCGCGUGCGGCCCUGCCCCUGCACCUGCGCCUCCCCGUCCUCCUCCUCCUCGGCGUCCGGCGACGCCGUCGGCCGGGUGCACAGCCUCAUCGAGCGGGAGCACCGGGUGGCGCGCUCGCGCUCCGUCGCCGCGUCCUCCUCCGCCGCGAUGGCCUCCGUCGCCGCGGCCGCCUCCGCCUCCGGGAGGCGAAAGGCGAGGGUCUGGGGGUGGGCGCCGUUCUGGAGGUCCUCUGCCAAGGACGGGAGCGCGGCGGAGGAGGACGAGGAGGAGAGGCUGGGGCUGGCGAGGUCCAGCUCGGUCUCGGCGACGGCCGUGGAGGCCAAGGCGGUGGCGGCCAAGGCGGCGGCGACCAAGGCGCGGUGGGGGUGGCACUUCCCGAGCCCCAUGAAGGCGUUCCGGCACCGGAGGUCGUCGGCGAGCAUGCCGGAGCGGGGGUGA
Messenger RNA from Triticum turgidum subsp. durum (durum wheat), 585 nucleotides. NCBI's taxonomy places the organism in Eukaryota, Viridiplantae, Streptophyta, Magnoliopsida, Poales, Poaceae. The record is from the annotation of a GenBank genome assembly.